This is a messenger RNA of Branchiostoma floridae (Florida lancelet), 2810 nucleotides long. RefSeq names its product probable ATP-dependent RNA helicase DDX27. Gene Ontology annotation, molecular function: ATP binding; nucleic acid binding; RNA helicase activity. The record is from RefSeq and is a predicted model, not a curated record. Bases 98 to 2536 code for a protein of 812 amino acids. NCBI's taxonomy places the organism in Eukaryota, Metazoa, Chordata, Leptocardii, Amphioxiformes, Branchiostomatidae. The transcript is spliced from 23 exons.
AUGUAAAAGAUAUUUUUGUGACGAAAUCAUUCUGGGUUAAAGGACAAACUUUCGCUAACCAGCGGGUUAACCCAUCAACCAAUCUGAACCAGGCAUCAUGGCGGAUUGGGAUCACAUUGGAACGAUCGGGGACGACGAUGACGUCGCGUUAGCUCCAGAGAGCUCCGAUAGCGACGAAGAUGAGGUUAUACCAAAGCCCAAAAGGAAGAGGGGGAAUAAAAAGAAGAAUGUUGAUUUCACGGAGGAGUUCCAGUUUGAGGAGACAGAACUGGACGUGGAGGACAGCUGGAACUAUGAGAUAGAUGGACUGAAGCACAAGGCUGUGGCAACCACACUAGAUGAGAAGAUAGCACAAAUCAGAAAAGAAAGGAAGAAAAGGAAACAUCAGCAAGUGGAGGGAAAAGAGGAAGAAAGUACAGAGAAAAGACCAGCAAAGAAGGCCUCUAAAACUUUGGUUGAGAAAGAGGGAGAAGAUUCAGAUGAGGACAAUGAUGAUGAGGAGGAGGAGGAGGACAAUGAUGAUGAUGAUGAUGGUAUAGAAAUAGUGGAAGAAGAUGAUGAGGAUGAAGAAGAUGAUGAAGAUGAGGAUGAAGAAGAAAAAGAUGCAGAAAGUGAUAGUGCAGAGGAAGAAGUCUUACAACAGGAACCAGAGGAUGAGAGUGAAGAAGAAACAUCCUCUGAUGAGGACACAAUAGCAGACAGAAUCAGGAUAAAAGAGAAGAAGACAAAGAAGAAAAGGAAAGACAACAAAGUGAAUGAGGAGAAUGGUGAUGACUCUGAGGAAGAAAAUCAGACCUUCUUUGUGGAUGCCCCGCCCCUUGAUGAGUCCAUAACCUUCCAAGACAUGAACCUAUCAAGACCUCUGGUUAAGGCCAUUUCCCAGAUGAAGUUCCACCAUCCGACCCCCAUUCAGAAGGCUACUAUCCCCGUAGCCCUUCUGGGUAAGGAUGUGUGUGCCUGCGCUGCCACUGGGACAGGUAAGACAGCUGCAUUCAUGCUGCCAGUCCUGGAGCGUCUGCUGUACAAACCUCGGCAGGCGCCCGUCACCAGGGUACUGGUGCUGGCCCCCACCCGCGAGCUGGCCGUGCAGGUGCACCAGGUGUCGCGGCAGCUGGCACAGUUCACCAGUGUGGAGAUCAGCCUGGCAGCAGGUGGACUGGACAUCCGGACCCAGGAGGCGGCCCUGCGGCUGGGGCCGGACGUGGUGAUAGCCACGCCUGGACGUCUGAUUGACCACCUCCACAACACGCCUUCCUUCGACCUCAAGAGUAUAGAGGUGCUCAUCCUGGAUGAAGCUGACAGAAUGCUGGAUGAGUUUUUUGAGGAACAGAUGAAUGAAAUCAUCAGGUUAUGUGCCAGGAAGAGACAGACCAUGCUGUUCUCUGCCACCAUGUCAGACCAGGUGAAGGACCUGGCAGCUGUGUCCCUAGAGAACCCAGUGAAGUUGUUUGUGAAUGAGAACACCGACGUGGCCUUUAAUCUGCGUCAGGAGUUCAUCAGGAUACGUCCCAACAGGGAGGGGGACAGGGAGGCCAUCAUUGCAGCCCGGACGUUCCACGACCACUGCAUCGUGUUUAUCCAGACCAAACUCCAGGCCCACCGCAUGCACAUCAUCCUGGGACUACUGGGACUCAAUGUGGGGGAGCUGCACGGGAACCUCUCACAAACACAGAGAUUAGAGACUUUGAAAAGGUUUAAGGAUGCUGAAGUGGAUGUCCUGCUGGCUACUGACCUGGCUGCUCGAGGUCUGGAUAUACAGGGGGUCAAAACUGUUAUCAACUUCACAAUGCCAAGCACUCUGAAACACUACAUCCACAGGGUGGGCAGGACUGCACGAGCGGGCAAGUCUGGAAGGGCUGUCACAUUGGUGGGUGAAAAGGAGAGAAGAUACCUGAAGGAUGUGGUGAAGAAUGCCAGGAACCCUGUGAAGAGCAGAGUUGUACCUCAAGAGGUUAUCCUGAAGUACCGUGAUAAGAUAGAGAAGAUGGAGAAGGAUGUGGCGGAGAUCCUGCGACUGGAGGCUGAGGAGAAGGAGAUGGCUUCUACUGAGAAUAAGAUGAACCGUGCACAGAACAUGUUGAACAGUCCAGACAACAUGGCCCAACAGAAGAGAGGCUGGUUCCAAACUCAUAAGGAACGUAUGGAGGAGAAAGCACGCCUGGCCUUGGGAGAACCCAUCGCUAAGGGGAAGAAGAAGGGAAAACAUGUCAAAUCAGCUCCUCUCAAUGCUGAAGACCGUGUGCAGUUGGAGAUGCAGAAGGCCCAGGACUUUGCCUUGAGACAGGCCAAGAGAGCCAGGAAACCCAAGAGGAUCAAGGCCUUCUAUGAGAAGGAGGAGGGGGCAAAGCCUGCUAAGAAGAUGAAGAAGCAGAACACAGGGCCCAAGUCUACCUUUGAUAAGGAGUUGGUGGACACCAGUAGGAAAGCACUGAAGAAGUUCAGGGCAGGGCCUUCUUAUGAAGACAGGAAAAGACUUGGCAUGUCUAUGAAGUCUAAAGGAAACUUCAAGUCCAAAAAUAGGUUCAAGAGAAGAUGAGAAUGACUACUGGAAAGAACAGUUGUAAGAGGAACAGAAGAAGUGUUUAAAAUCUGUACUGAAAUCUGGGCACUUGAUUGUGUACAGAUUAUUCUUCUCUCAGAUAAUGUAACAGUAAUGCCAGCUGUUUAUGGAAAUAAAAAAGUAUGUCAUUGAAUAUGAUCCACCAUACAUGUAUGAUAUGGUAUGAUGGAAAAGUUCUGUUGAUUGUCUUUAAUGAUCGAUAACCUAUGUAUGAAGUGUCAAAUCUACAUUAAAACUAGAUUGCAAGUUU